CCAGCCUCCUCCGCUCAGUCACGCACGCUAGCCGGCUGGAGGUGGAUCGCUAGAAACUAUGGGGAACGUCUUUGGGAAGGGGAAAAAGAAGAAGGGGAGGAGGAAGAAGGGGACCAGUGAUUCUAGUGAUGAUGGGACUUUGAAGGACUCGUGUGAUCCCUACCCAUCCUCCUCCUCCUACACACCCUCCCUCUCCUCCUCCGCCUCCUCCAUAUCUAUUCCUCUUCCUCAUCUCCACUCACCUCCUCCUCCUCCGCAAGCCUUCUUUGUGAGCCUCAACAAUAAUAAUAAUAAUGAAAAUAAUUAUGGGAAAAAAAGGAAAAGUAAGAAGGGAAGCAGAAAGAUGAAGGGGAACGGUCUGUCGCCCCCCUCCCCUCCUCUCUCCUCCUCGAAGCCAUCUGGUGUUGAAGAAGGUCGCGUCCACUCGGCCACAGUUUCCGCCGUCAACCCCGCGGCCCGCAGCGUGACCGUCGAGUGGUUUGAGAAGGGGGAGACCAAGGGAAAGGAGAUUGACUUCGAUGCAGUCUUCGCUCUCAACCCAGACCUCGCCCCACAAGACCAGAAUGCUAUGCCUCCGCCUAAGCUGGACGACGAAGAUGAAGAGUCCAGCUUGUCCGAGGCUGAUCUGAGUGACUACGUGUCCGGUCUCAACGUUGGGCGCAUGGCCAGGGGUUCCGGCCGCCUUCUGAGGUCCUCCCGCACACACAGCAACGUGCCCGCCGCCGCCCACCACCCUCUCAGACCUCCAUCCGCCCACACAUCCCACUUGCCCCGCCCGCCCGGGCACCAGGUGGCCCGAUCACAGUCCGCCUCCAGACUCUCCAUGUACACGCGGCAGUCCCAAGUCCCUCAGUCUGCUUCGACUCCGGCCACAAGGAGCAAAGAUGCCUCCAGACCCCGCCCAAGCUACCUGGUCAAGCCGCCCCAGAAUGGAGAGAUCCGCUCCAACCUACAGAACAAGAUCGGGCAGUCCCAGGCCAGGUCGACAGAAAACAUCUCAACCUCCACUGUCAGCAAGGGAUCUGUGCCUGCCUCCAUCCCGCCCGCAGCCCGCCGCCGCAGCAAUGUGGUGAAGGAGGUAGAUCGCAUCCAGAAGAAGAGGGAGGAGCGGAGGAAGCAGCAGGCGGAGAAAAAGGAGGAGAAGGAGGCACUCAUGAAUCUGGACCCCGGCAACCCGCAGUGGGAGUUCCUUAACAUGAUCAGAGAAUUCAGGUCACAACUAGAGUUCCGCACACUGAAAGAUGGAGACCCGCUGGAGGAGCACCAGAUUACCGUGGCAGUCAGAAAAAGACCCCUGAAUAAAAAAGAGGGGCCUUCAAGAAACAUGAUCCCCGCAGCUACUGGGUUAACUCUAUCCGACUCUACACCCCUGGUUGUCGCCGCGCCUAACGUGACCUCCCUUGCAGAGAAUAGUAAGCGCGAGAUUGACGUGAUCACCAUCCCUAAGAGGAACACCUUAUACGUCCACGAGCCCCGCACCAAAGUCGACCUCACCAAGUACCUCGAGAACCAGAACUUCCGCUUUGACUAUGCCUUCGACGAAACCUGUAACAACGAACUCGUCUACAAAUACACAGCGAGACCUCUAGUUCAGACCAUCUUUGAGGGUGGCAUGGCAACCUGUUUUGCCUACGGUCAGACCGGCUCAGGCAAGACACACACCAUGGGGGGUGACUUCCAGGGCAAGAACCAGGACUGUGCAAAGGGAAUUUAUGCUAUGGUGGCCAAAGACGUGUUUAUCUACAUUAAGAACCCAAAGUAUAGAAAUCUUAACCUACAAAUCUCUGCUAGCUUUUUUGAAAUUUAUGGUGGUAAGGUUUUUGAUCUGCUCAACAACAAGACGAAGCUUCGGGUGCUGGAGGACGGGAAGAACGUGGUGCAGGUGGUGGGGCUGCAGGAGAGGGCAUGCGAGAGCGUGGACGACGUCCUCCGCCUCAUCAGUCUCGGCUCCCAAGUGCGCACCUCCGGCCAAACCACCGCCAACAACCAGUCGUCGCGCUCCCAUGCUGUCUUCCAGAUAAUUUUGAGAAACUUGGAUAGAAUAGAAAAGCAAGGCGACAAGGCGUAUAAACUCCACGGCAAGUUCUCUCUCAUUGACUUGGCGGGCAAUGAGAGGGGAGCAGACACCUCCAGCGCCAACAGGCAGACCCGCAUGGAAGGGGCAGAGAUCAACAAGUCCCUCCUGGCCCUGAAGGAGUGCAUCCGUGCGCUGGGCCGCAAAGGAGCUCACCUUCCCUUCAGGGCUUCCAAGCUGACGCAGGUGCUCCGAGACUCCUUCAUCGGGGACAAGAGCAAGACCUGCAUGAUUGCCAUGAUCUCCCCCGGCAUGAACUGCUGUGAACACACGUUAAACACCCUCAGGUAUGCAGACAGGGUAAAGGAGUUGGGUCUCUCUGAAAGCACUGAGGACAAUUACAAGUCCACGCCAAUAGAGAAGGAACCUGACGAGAAUGGCACCAACAAUGUUGACUACUCCACUCUCUCUAACCUCAAUGAAAAUGAGAUGAGUGCAGACCAGCAGGCCUUCCAAGUGGCCAUGAGUGCAGUGCAGGAGGCUGAGGAGGAGGUGGUGGACCUGCACGGCCAGUACUUUGCCCACAGAGACAAGAUGGACAAGAUGCUCAUCCCUCUGUACCAGAUGACCAACGAAGUGGAUUAUGACGUGGACGCCUAUGCGCAGCAGCUUGGGGACGUGGUGUUGGAAAAUCUGGAGUGGUGGAAUCAGCUGAGGGACCGCGUGGUGAAGCUGCGCCACCAGCUGGAGGAAGAGGAGAAGCUGUCGCGUCGCCAGCACGUGUGAGCGUCGCCAAGGCUGCUGCUCGUGUGUUCGCGCACACGCUCGGAUUACCAGUAGUCACAAUUAUAAUAUAACUAUGCAUCCUGUCGUUAGGAUUAUAAAACUCUAAAAAAAAAAAUAAGUAAUUCAUGGCUUGCUUCAUGUUUUUUCUCUGUUCAGUAUAAAAGACAAGAAGCAACAUCAGCAACAGCUUCAGUCUGGAAAGUGUUAAUCAUCCUUACCCUGUAUAAGCUUGAACUACUACUACUACCGCCACCCUUGGACACCUUUAGGCAUGGGAAGUGUACACCAGUGGCUGUGAUAGCUGCCCCGCCACACACCCGGGCUAACCUAACUUGUACUAGACAUAAAGCUACUAUUAACACGGUGAGAUCUCGUUAGCGUGUGCGAGCAUCCCAGCCUUGACAUAGACAUCAUAUACAAUGGGAACAAAAGUUUAUUAUUUUGGUAAACUAGAUUAGGGUGUUUCAUAUCCAAGCUGCACUGAUAUUAGCCUUCUAGGAUGAAAGAUGUUAUGUAUUGCUGUUAGGUAUGUUAAUAUAUAAUUUAUUUCAUAUUAAAACCUUAUUUUCUCUAGUUCAUGGAUAUUUUGAUUGGUCUUCACAUUUCUUACUUUCAUAAUUGUAGAAAGACAAGACCCAGAGUGCCCCCAACACACGGGAAUGACAGUACAGCUGACUUACAUUGCACGUUGUAAGAGGCGUCUCACAGGGAUGUAGUUCUUGCCAGCCAGGAGUUUGAGUUUGGUCCCUGUGAAUGUUAUCUAGAUCAUUCGUCCAAGUUGUCAAAUGGACUUGUUUUGAUCCCUUGCUCUGCCUGCGCGGGGAGAAUAGGGCCUGCUGAAAGUGGCCUUGGUUAGGUAUUUUUCCAAGAACAGAAGUAGUAGAUAUUUUGACCACACUUUAUCCAUGAAUCCUGAAAGCUUUACAUGGUGUACUCUUGCCAGUUUCCGUUUUCUCAUGACUAAAGGUGGAACAUGUAAUACUUAUGGCUUACUGUGGUACUAAUAUGUGAUCCACUCCAUUGGUGUAGUACUGUGAUAGGCGCGCAGUCAUCAGGGGGACAAAACACACACACUAAUAUACUCACGGACACCAGCUACAGACACUCGGGUUGUGAGAGAAUCUAGAUCUUGGUAAUGAGUAGCGUGUUAGGCAUUACAGCAAGAAUAGCUCGGGUUUUUUCUUUACCAGUCUUGUUUUGUUUGGUUGCAGGGUUCUCAUUCAUAUGAUUCAAGUCCAGCUUAAGAUUCCUGCCAAAUACUCUGGAAGUAUUGAGAUUUUCCACUUUUGUGUUGCAGGAUGUUUUUAUAUCUCUACCUGUCCUAUGAAGUGAAUGGAUGGAUGCAGUUACUAUAGGUGUGAGUGAGUGUGUAAGGUCCUGCAGACUGGAGUGUUGAGGGGAGAGUUACAUUGGCUGGUGGGAUUCCUUAAAGCUGAUGGAUCAGGUUCAGCAUGUGACUUCAUGGCAGCCUGUCCAGGCGUGUACAGUGUGUGAGGUGAGCCAAGCCGUGUCCUUCACCAGAAAGGCUUUAAGUGUUCUGGCAGGGUUGUCUACCUAGUCAACACUUCUUUUUCACAGUUCCGUGGUAUCUUGUGGGCCUCCCGAAUCUGCUGGAAUGUCUUUUUAUUUUUUAUUUUUUGUGAACUUUUCCAGCAAGAGCUUUAAGGAUCUAAAGCCUAUAACUAUUUUCAUUCGAGAAAGAUGCUUUGUUUUCCUUCUGGAAGAGCUCAACCCUGAACACUUCAGGCCACAGGGUCUUGCACAGCAUUGGGCCAGCACUUGUGGUGUGUCCUGGCCAGCAGUAGCCAGCCCACUUUACUGCAGGGGUCAGUAGGCUCAUAUUGUGAUAUUUAUUAAUAUUAAUAAUGCUCGGAUACAUUAGGUCCUCAAGAUUGUGCUCCUGUAUUUUGUAUUUAUUAAUAGGUAAGAGGGUAGCUGUAGGAACGAAAUGUAUGAAGUGCUCCAUCAACUGUGUCUAAUUUCCUUGUGCCGUGCAUUGUUGCUGCUGACAAGACGUGACCCAACACAGCAAAACAUUCUCUGGGAGGGAGGGGAUUAUUGGGAUCGGGGAGGGGAGGUGUAUCGUAUGAGCAGCAAAAUAUGGAUCCAAGCUAUGCUAAAACUCAAUUUGAUGGAGGUGAUAUGCCUCGUCCAGGUGCAAGUACAGGUAUCAGGCUUGGUGGCUCGUUCAGACCACAAGCCGUUUUCCACGACCUAAUUGUGAAUGUAUUGAGGCAACUUCAGUCACUGCAUUUUAAUCUACUGUACUUGAAAACUGAAAAUGACAGACUUUAGCACAGGUUGAUCCAGCAUCAUCUGUCAAGUCCACUUCACAGAAAAACAAAACUGUCACCUUCGUUAAGGAUUUGUGUACUUCCUGAGAUUUCUGUCCAUUGUGGCCGGAGGGAGGUGAGGAGUGGCCAGUUACUGUAAUUGUUACAAAUGGUGUUCAAUGUCAGACUAACAUUCCAUAUUUUAUGAAAGAAUAGCAUAUGCUUGUGAAAUUCUGUCAGUCUGUUAGCAUCAGUUCACCAGCCGGGCCCAGCGUCAGGUUUGGUGGCAUAGUGUUGUUCCUUUUGUAGCCUAAAUGCUAGCAUCAAAUAACUACCAUAAUCAAAUCCACAAAUUCGUCGAGGAGAGAAUCUGUAGCCCCGUUGAACAGUGUCUAGAGAACAAAUUGGCCUGAUCCCUUUAGUUAAUGAUAUGCUCUGUAUCAGAGCUCCAGGGGCUCUGUUGAGGCAGCACCCACUGCUCUGUACAUACUAAUAGCCUGUAAAAAGUGUAUUCAAAUGUACUAAAUCAAUGCAUCUGUCAAUCCUACGGGAUACACACAAGGCUUGUGGAAACACGUCAUCUCACAACUUAAGUGUUCUCUACAAGUCUUGCUUCUGCUGUCCUUCAGUGUGCUUCACUUAUAUUUUACCCUUUUAUUUAUUUUCUUUAGGUGUCUUAACACAAACCUUUCCUAAGAUAAUUCCUUCAGACAAGCUUUACCUUAGUUAACUUAUUUCCUCUGUGCUUGCCCUUGUCUGAGUGACUGGCAUGAGGCAUUGUUAGGUGCAGGUCAGCCACCUCUGUUUUCUUAUAAUGUCUGUCCACAUCUUCGUACCACUGUUUGCAGGAAAGGUUUGAGUAAGAAAGAAUAUUGUAAAUGGAUUUUAAUCAUCAAUGAAAUCUGAACAUUUUUACUCCAGCUUUUUUUACUUUCGGUUUUAUUUGCCCUGUUAUAUACUUUUAGAAACUUCAUUUAGAGGACACAGCAUAGUAACCUGUAAUUGUUGAAUGUUGCAGAUUCUGAUGUUCUCAUUUUAACAUGAAUAAAAGCACAACCUGA
This is a messenger RNA of Eriocheir sinensis (Chinese mitten crab), 6134 nucleotides long. It is a transcript of the gene Klp10A, whose product is annotated as kinesin-like protein KIF2A. The record is from RefSeq and is a predicted model, not a curated record. NCBI's taxonomy places the organism in Eukaryota, Metazoa, Arthropoda, Malacostraca, Decapoda, Varunidae. The transcript has 16 exons. Gene Ontology annotation, molecular function: microtubule motor activity; microtubule binding; ATP binding. The coding region runs from base 59 to 2800 and encodes 913 amino acids. Gene Ontology annotation, biological process: microtubule-based movement.